Molecule: messenger RNA, 13652 nt
Organism: Stegodyphus dumicola
Lineage: Eukaryota; Metazoa; Arthropoda; Arachnida; Araneae; Eresidae
Source: RefSeq, a predicted model, not a curated record
CGAUUCUUAGCCCAUGUGUAGCUGUAAAGAAAACUCUGUAUUGCAUUUACAUUUGAACCUUCUCUUCCCAGUAAAACAAAAUUGGAUUUCUUUUGAAUUGCCUAAUUGUUUUGUUUUAUGUUUCUUUUUAUCGUCAUGCAGAAAAUUGCUGGAUGAAAUCUGCUGCAUUAGUUGCAAAUAAUGUGAGUAAUUUCUGAGUGUUAUCUUCAAAACUAAGUAAUGGAUGCUAUAAAAAGGGCUAGUUAUGCUUCUAGGCAAAUUAAAGCUGGGCCUGCACCAUUGGCAUCUUUUGAAGACUUGCCAUCUGAUGAACUUGAGAGUCCUGAAGAUAUAUCUCAAGUGAAAAUUUAUACACCUAGUGUGUUUGAUGAUGAAUCGGGGAGUAGAGAUCUUCAAUUUAAUACUCCUGAUUCCUUAACGAUUUCAUCCCAAUCUACACCACAUAUAGAGAGUGAUUUUGAUUCACAUUUUACAUUAACACCUGGUGAACCUUAUCAAACACAAUCCUCUAAUGAGUUAAGGACUUCUUCUUUGUCAUCAUUGUCUAAGGAGGAUUCUGUGUUGAGUAUUAAACAAAAGAAAGGAUCUGCUUUAUCAUUAGGAACAAUUGGAGCUGCAGAAUCGGAAUACAAUCAGAGGAAGAGCUCAUGGACUGAUAUUUUUAAAAGCCAUAAUCAAAACAGUGCCAAAAGUAGUAGUUCUGUAUUAUCUCAACGGGAUUCUUCUGUUCCUUCUGAAAAGACAUUGAAAAAGUCUAAAAGUGAAAGUUAUAAAAAAGAGUCAACAGAGUCUAAGCCCAAAGAAAAAGAUAAAUUUUUAUCACUUUUCAAAAAGAAAAGUAAGAAAAAUAUUAAUUCUCCAUCACCACCUGAAAAUUUCUUUCACGGGGAGAAACUGAAUAUUUCAGAACAACAUCGAGAUUUACUUGAAAAAGGAACAGUAAAACUAAACAAUGGGGUUAUUUCUAAAGGAAAAGAAAAUGAAUUUAUUUCUAAAGGAAAAGAAAAUGAAUUGCCAAAAGAAACAGAAUCGAGGCAUAUAGCUAAGGAAGCUCAAAAUGAUUUGGGAAAAGUAAAUUCGGAGCAUAGAGAUAAAAUACCUGAUGAGCGUAGACUUAAUCGUAAAUUGAUUAAUAUUAGCGAAAAAAAUAUAAAUGAAAAGUCAUUUGAGAAGGAGUACAAUAUUCUGUCACGACCAGUUGAAGAAAAAGUUAUAGCUAAUGUACCUGAGAACAAAAAUGUUCAGGAUGUUGUUGAGGAGAGUCAUGAAUCAUCAGAAUCGGAAUUAACAUUUGAGUUAAAAGAAACUGAACCUGAAAAAAAGGAUGAUGAUUUUGAAGCUGAAAAUCUGUUAACACAUGAUUUAUCUGAAAUAGAUGAAGAUUCUGUAAUUGAAUUACAGCCAUUUGUAUUUGAAGUUCCAAAGCAAGUUAUUAUCCCAUCUAGGCAGCAAAGGUUGGAAAUUACAACAAAGCCCAUUGAUAGACCUCGUAGUACUACACCCAUCAAUGUUGCUCCCUUAGAAGCAUUUAUCCAGUCAGUAUCUCCCACAAUGGACUCUACAAUUUCAAAAAUCAAGCUCUCUUUACCAGGGGAACAAUUUACUGUACGUGUUAAAAGUCCAAAAAAGUCAUCAGUGAAGAGUUGGACAGAUUUUUGUGAAAGAGGCCUUCAUAGUCCCAGAUUAAAUAAAAGGAUUGACAAAAUUGAUUCAAGAGAUCCAGAUCCCUUUAAUGAAACUGAUGGUGCUAAUUCUCUUCCUGAUGUGCCAUUUUCUACAUCUGAUCAAAAUUGGGCAGCAUUUGAAUCAAAUUUUGAAAGCUCUCAACCUAACAUUUUCAGUGACAAUUUCAUUGAAACUGUGAAUUGCAAAUCUAACGGUGAAACCCAUGAGCAAGCACCCAAAAGAUUAGUAGACCCAUAUCAACCUUUUGAAACCAGUUUCAAUGUUUUAUCAUGUUCCUGUGAAUGUCAUGUUUAUGGCUGUAGUAAUUGCGUUGGGGCCUCUGUAUUUCAGAAAAGUGAAAUACAGUUAGAUGUUGAUUUGGAAAGUUCUACAUCAACAAACUCUAAAAGUUGCACUUGUAAAUGUCACUGUAAAAAUGAUACUGUAAAAAGUGCUCUUUUAAAUGACAGUUUCAAUUGUGAUGUUGCCAAAGUUUUUGUUUCUGAGAGGUAUGAAAAGUCCUAAAUAUAUAAUACAUGCUCCUCCUGCAUUAAAAACUGAAAUGGAGACUGCCAUUAGGAAUGUUUGAAUAAAAUUGGAAAAAUAAAAUGAGUUUAUUAUGGAAUCAAAAAGAAGAGGCCCUGUAACAAUCUUUUAUUUAUUUAUCUAGCAGUACUCAAAGUUGUAAUUUUAUAUUCUUCUGACAAAUACAUUGUGUAAAUAUGUAAGCUUAAAAAUGAACUGUGAGUAUGUCAUCUUUGUUAGUUUGUAUCAAAUUUUCAGUCUUUUUUUUUUUUUUUUUAAUGCAAUUAAGGCUUUUUUCUGUUUUGUAUAAACCUCAAGCAUAUCUUAUGUAAAUUUUCAUGUUAAAUGUGCUUUCAGUUCUGUUUAGCAAAAUAUUAGUAUUUCUUUCUUAAAAUUGCAUCCACUAGAACUGUCAAGUCUAAUUCUUUUAUUCUUAAAUGCUUAUGAUGUAUUGCAUGUAGCUCUGUGUAUUCAUAUAAUAAUAAUACUGAAAUUAACUUUUAGUUAAUGCUUAUAUAAUUAAUUUAAGCAUACUUAAUGCUUAAGAUAUUUUCAGCUGGUCAUAUUUAUAAAACACUCAGUUUUUAGUUUAAACACUUUUAAUACUAAAGAUUUGUCAAGUUGUUUGCUUCCUUUUCCUAUUUAUACUACUCAUAUCAUUACCAAACUGUCUUGGAAAUAAGUAGUCUGUCCAGUAAAUAUGCAAACUUAUGUUGCAAACAUUGUAUUUUAUAAAAUUAGAGUACUUCAAUCUUAUUCCCUUCAAAAUACUCCCCAUUUGUAGCAAUAUACUUGUCCCACAUCCCUGUCCGUUGUUGAAAAUAUCCCUGGAGGUCUUAAGUAGUCCUUCAGGUACUUUGUCAUUUCACGUUUUAUCAUUUCCAUAUAAUAUGACAACCAUGAUUCAUCACCAGAGAUGAUCCUUUCAAGGAAAUCAAAAGUUUUCACCUAGUUUUUUCAGUCAGUGCAGCAUUUAAUCGUUCUCAGCUUUUUGUCAAGUGUUAGCAACUUUGGGACAGUUUUUGCACACAAUUUUCUCUCCAUAUGCUCUCUUAAAAUUGUGUGCCCAGAUAAUAUUCCUCAGUUGAUCAGCAAUCAUUCAGACAGUUAAUUGAUGGUCAGAAUAAACAAGAGAUUUCAUACAUUUGAUGAUGUCUUCAACACAGGAGGUCAGCAGUCGUUUUGGCCUUGCCUAGUCCUUCGAAGUCUUCAUGGCCCUCACUCAAAUGCUUGAUCCACUUGAAAAGAGCUGUUUUCUUGUAUGUGUUAUUUGCAUAAACAGCCCUCAACACUUCUUGAACUUCCUGAGAGCUUUUUCUAAAUUUCACCCAAAAUUUGAUGUUGAUUCGUUGUUCCAUCUGUUCAUUAAUAUUCAUUAUUGACAAGAACAAUAAAAUCCACCUCUAGCUGGACAUUUGCUUUGACGGUCUGGUGGUUACUGUCACUCUAGGAAGUUCCCUACCAACAAAAUAGCAAGUGCACAUGGCCUAAUGUCGACUCAAGGUCACCAUGCUACCUCAGUUUACAUAUCUAUCGGACAGACUAUGCAAUGUUUGUGUAAAUCCCAGAAAUUAAUGUUGAAAUAAUCGUUUGGCUCCAAACAUCGGUAAUUUUAAUGUGAAGAUGUAACGUGUUAUAAUGCAGAAUACUACUACUACACCUAUAAUUAUUGUUCAGAAUACGUUAUGUACUGUAUUUACUCGCAUAUUUCUCUCCCUCACAUAUUCCUUUCUAGUUUAUCCAGCAUAUGUUUUAAGAACUUCUGAUUUAUAAUAACAGUGUAAAAUUUAUGUGCAAGUAGGGAAUUAUUUUUGUUAAAACUAUGAUUGAAAUUGAUAAAUCUUUUGAAAAACAUAAUAUAAUAAUAUUAGAUAAUAAUAUUAGUGUGUCUCUUGUCCUUUUUAAUUUGCUGUGUUUAUCUCAUUAGAAAUGAUAUAUGCCACAUAUUUUCUCCCUUCUGAUUUUCGAGUGGUAAAAUUAAUAGGAAAAUGAGGAAAAUAUGUGAGUAAAUAGGGUAUAUAUAUUUGUAUUUCAUUUUUUAGUUAAAGGAAUUGUAAUAAAGUUUUAGCUGUUUUAAUUUAGAAACCUGGUAUGAUAUAUUACUGUACACUAUUCAGUAGAAAACUCUGCCCUCCCGUCAUUUUGCCUACUUUAUGGCAGUGCUAACUUCCAUAACUAUUAUUUCAUGAGAACCAUUCAUGAAAUUCUUGUCAUCCAUAAAAUUGGACCCCAGAGAAAGACAAUCUGAAAUACUAGAAUUAAUAAACUAGCAAAUUUUGCUGAAUUUGAAGUCUUAAUAUAUAAUAGUUGCACCAUUGAGACUUAGCUUUACUCUGUUCACAUUCUGAAACAUAUCAGCUAGUCUGCAACGUUCCUAAAUGUGGAAAAAUUUUAUUUAUUUUCUGCUUUUAUUUACACGACUGCAUAUUUGUAGUUUAAUAGUUCAUGUUUAUGACUCUGAAAGUAAGUAAUAGUUUGGGGAGAAGCAUUUAUCAUAAACAAAUAUUUUACAAACUCUGCAAUAAAAUUUUAAAAUAUUUCUAUCUACUGAUAGAUUAACAGAUGCAACUUAAUUCUUCUGAAUGAGAAAAAGUUUUAUUAUCAUAUAAAAAUGUUUUUAUAUGAUAUUAUUUAUUGUUUCUUAUAUAAAUUUUUAAAUAAAUUCAAGCUGUAUUGUAUUAAAAACACAAUUCUUGAUUUAUUUUUAUUUUUCAUCAUCAAUUCCUUGAUUUUAAUUUAUAUCAUUUUUGAGAAUCAGGAAAAUUCAGAAAUUCAAACUGUUUUAAUAUCUGGACUUUUGGAUUUCUGUUUCAUAAAUUAUGCUAUUUUAAAAAUUAUUUUUUUUAAAAUUUAUAUUACUUUUCUUGUUGAUGAACUGUCCAUAUUCUAUCAACAUGCAUUGAAUAAUGGUUAUUAAACUUUUUUUCCCUUCCCUCUAAAUUUUAUUAAGUAGGAUGUAUGCUUCUCAAUUCUGUUCUGCAGUGUGCUUGAAAUUAUCUAAUCAAAUUAAAACUCCUAAAGUAAAAUGUUACUGUUUUUAACAGCAUUAUUUGCAUGUAAAAUGUAUAUAAAUGGCACGUAUUUGCUCACUGAAAUAAAUGAUAUGAUAGUGUUUCGAAAAAAUGCUUCUCUAAAUUGCUCUCUGUAAAGUUCACAAAAAUGCUUCAGAAGACCUUUGCAGACUGGUGGGUAUAUAUAUGUAGUUGUCUAGGAACAGAUUUGUUUACAAAAAUAUUAUAGUUUUUGUAAUUUUAUUCAUGCUGCUCAGGUAUAACCAUUUUGUAUUUUGUCUGACUUCUGUAAAAAGAGCCUUGUGAUUUUUGUCAAUCUUUCAUUUGAUGUAUUAUUUUUAUGUUUUCAGUAUUCAUUUAGCUUGCUCUCUUUUAUUAGAGAAUGCAUGAGUAAUGCCAUUUUCUAUCAUAUGAUGUAAAUUUAGUAUGUUAUUUUAAAAAUGACAUUUAAACAACAUGUCAACAUAGUAUUCUGUGACUCAUCUUGCAUGUUUAUCAAGUGUUUGUUCUAUCCCAUCUUUAGAAAAUUCUGGGGUUGGGGGUUCUGGGGGAAAAAGAUUGCAAAUGUUCAACUGGUAUAUUUAUUUCUGAUUCCUUCAUAAGAAUUGAAUUCCCCUCCCAGCAAGAAGCGAUUCUAUGGAAAGAUGAUAAUGAGGUAAAGAAAAUAAUCCGUGAUAUAAAGGAGAAUUUCCCACCUGAGUUCCCUAAUUUUUUGUUGAAUUAUCAUUGUAGGGUAAGAUCUGUUAUCAUGCUGGAAGAAAAAUUCCUUUUCUAUUGAUCAAAAUAGGUCCUUCCCCCCUGUAAUGGCUGCUUUUGUCAAUCAAGUUGAUUUUUUUAAAUAUCUGGAGGAUUGGUUUCUUUAUCAUUAAGCAGCUGCUAAAAAUGAUCAGCUCCAUGAAUGUCCACCAGACAUAUAGGAGAACCUUCUUUCUGUAAAUAUUGGGCUUUAGGAUUUUUCUGCAGAAGAAAGCCGGUUUGUUUCCAUCACUGAAUCGGCAAAAUAGUUACCCUGCCCUCCCCAGUUGAAAAUACUUAGUUAAUAUAGUAAUAUUAUAUAUGAAUAAAAUUAUAACAUUACUAUAAAAAGUAAAAAAAAUCGACUUCUUCCAGCUGAUUUUCUUUACGAAGAAAGAAACUUGCUAGCUCUACUGAUAAUGUACAAUUUCCAAAAUUUUACUUUACCCUGAUAAUGUUUGCAGUACAUUAAAUCUUGUAUGAUAGAGAAAGGAAUGUAUCUUUUUAAAAAUUUAUAUGGGCUAAUGAAAUUAAAGUUUAGCUGGCUUAGAGCAGAUUUUCUACUUUGGGAAUUUAUUCACUCAAAAUUAUAAGAAAGGUUAUUGUGCGUAAUAGCAAAAAAUUCAGUUUUAUUCCAUUCAUUUUAAAUUAAAAUAUUAUUUUGAUAUAUAUGUUAUCGGUAUGAAUUGAAAUUCUCUUUCAGAGUCUGAAUUUCCAGAUGUGAAAACAGAUCUCCUAGCACUUAACUUAUAUGUAUACAUUACUAAAAAAAAUUGUUGCAGGCAUAGAAAUAAGGCUAAUUAAAUUAUAAAGAAAAUGAAAAUAUUUAAAUGAGUAAUAUGUUAGUGCUGCAUGUGAAUAAGUUCAAAAACUUGUUUUACCUAUUCCUUCCAGUGUAGUGGAAGAAACAAGUUUUUUCCUGUGGGUUUUUCCAUUCUGGAAGAAUUUGCCUACCCUACUUCUAAUGUAUUUUUAAGCUUAAAAUUGCGACUAUGAAAUCUGUUGAACCAUGAUUGGCACUUGCAAGAAUCUAGACAAAUUGCAUUGAUAUUCAUAAUUGUAGUAGUCAAUUAAAAUGAAAGUAUAUAUAAUGCAUAAGCUUCUGGUUGUUUAUUUUUGAUUUUAUAAAAAAUAUUUAGUAUACUCUCAAAAAUUCUCAGCUGAAGGUACAGUGUGUGCAGACUUUAAUUACUAAUACUGGAAUGAGUUUAAUGCUAUACCAAGGCUAAGAAGUAUACCAAAAAGCAUAUGCCUACAAAUGACAUUAUUUGUGGGUAUAUAGUAUUUUUUUUUUUUUGUUUGUUUGUUUGUUUGUUUUCCAGAUAGAUGUAUGUGUGUUUAAUUGUUUAUGGUUAGUUUAUGUAAAUAAAAUAAUUUUUUCCUUUUAUAUAUUAAUGUUAAGCAUAUACUUAAUAGUGUUCGAGCAAAAAUCAUUUUAUUUCUUUCUUGUCAUAUUGACAAGCAGUCCUUUUUUAGGCCAGUCUACUAUUCAAUCUUUCAAAAAAAUAUUUUACUCUUGAUGCCAGUUAUUGCCAAUUUUAAGGUAAUCUGCUGCUUACAUUUUCACUAAAAUAUAUUUACAUCACUUUAUAUUAAGCAUGUUCUAAAGUUUUCAGAAAAAGAAAUAUAGUGAAUCUAUCUAGUCAAAAAUUAGUAUUAUUAUUAACUGAAUGGGAGGUAUUCAAACUAUUUGAUUCUCAAAUGUAAUAAUUUUUAAUUACUUACAGAAGAAACAAUCGGUUACAUGUUGCUGAAAGUCUAAUGCAGUGCAAUUUAUUUGAUAUCUAAGUUAUCUAGACUGCUGUAUUUUGUUAAUAAUGGUGAUGACUUUGAAGUGAUUUUAUGUUAAGAACUUUAAUUGAAAUUAUGUUAAGCUUAUGUAAACAAGGUACUGAGUUAGAGGUAUUAUUAAUGUUAUAUAAAUUGAUCAUCUUAUAUGUAUUACUGUAUUGAAUUUUUUCCUUAAACAAAGAAUUCUAUUAGAUUUUUCUAAUCCUUAACACACUAACAGCCUCUAAAUGAGUCCGGUUUUCUUUCCUAGCAUGAUUACAUUUGCAAAUAAAUGUAAAGUAUGAAAAUAUUGCUUCUUGGAAAAUAGAGACCAAUACAUCAAAUUGUUUUUUAAAAUCUCUAGAGAGAUUUCUUCUAUCACCGCUGUAUAAUUUUUUUUAAAGCUGAGAUAAUUAAUUUUCUGUACGCAUUUAAAAAUUUAUCAUUAACUAAAGCAGUAUUGAGAAGGUGAAUGUAAUGGUAAUUAAGGCUAUGAGUCUAAUUUUAUUGUUUCUAAAAGCAGAAUUGUUUAACAGUUAUGUUUUAAUUUUUUAAUAUAAUGUAACUUCAAAACAGUAAUUUAUUUUGUGUUACAGUUUUUAAUUAUUAUUUAAUUUUUUUUAAUCUUAUACAUUUUUAUAGCAGAUCAAAAUUCUUGAAUCAGUAUUUCCAGAAUUCAUUCAUGAUAGGAUAAAAAUUAACUCUUAGUGCUGUAAAAGACCAGAAAUCUACAGAGCUUUAGGUUAAAAGCUGUGCUGAUUUUAAGAGUUUUUCAAAUUUUAAGGCAUAAUAAGAAAAACCACUUAAGCUAAAAAAGUUAAAUAAAGUAAUUUGUUUGUAGAACAAAACAGGAGGCAUUCAUAAGAAUAUAAAAACAAAAAGCAUAUUAAGUUAUGUGUAAAAUAUUUUUUACUUUUUCAAAAAAUUUUUAGUGGUUUGUUUUAAAAUGUAGAAUUUGAAUGGUUAUUUAUAUUUGGUGGGGGGCAGUUUUUGUUUGUAUGUAAUUAUUAUUUAUUGAUUAUUCUAAAAAUUUCAAAUACUUUUUUCCUGACACCAAAUCUUUAUCAGAUGUCAAAUUAUUUAUUGCUUUCUAUAUCAUCAACAGAGUCCGCCCCUCCACAGGCUUGUCAGCAGUGUCAUCAUCAGUUGUUUGAAAUUAAUCUUUUAAAUUCAUUAAAAAUUGUCAUUCAGAUCUUUGCAUUGUUGUCUUAAAACAUUUGUUGCUUUAGAUGUGCAGUUAUAAUUUUUUUAAUUUGGGAGCAGCUAUAGCUUUAGCUAAGCCAAAAAAAUUCACUAAUAUCAUACUUAGUGAUGCAUUUAAAAUGUCUUGAAUGAAAAAUUAAACACUUAAAUAUUUUUUGUAAUAUGCAGUUAUUUGAGGUCUAAUUUAUUUGAUAAAUGUGAUAGUUAAGAAUAUGUCAUCGUAUUCAUUUUUGGCUUUUAAAGAGAGAAAUGUGUUUGAUUAUUAUAUUUUAUUGUUUAGUGGUAAAAAAAGGGCUUCAGUAAAAGAUUUACAUGUUUAGAUUUAUAUAAAAGUAUCAUAAUUGUAGAUUGACUCUUAAAAAGCACAUGCUGCAUUUUAAUACACAGCAUUUUAGAUCUGUGAAUGAUUUUAUGUUUGUAUUUUUGAUCUGUAUAUCAUUUGCAUUAGUUUGUGAAGAAAGUUAAAUAUUAUUGGUAGAGUUUAAUUCCAUUUUUUAGUACAACCAGGUUGGUUUAUAAUUGAGAAACUAAUUUAUUAAGUUUAUAUAUUUAAUUAUUAUUAAAACUUUUAACUAAUGUAUUUUUUUAAUAUGAAGUUCUCAAUUUCUUGCGACUCUUAUUAUUAUAUAAAAGUUAUUUUUAGAGCAGAGUUCUAAUUAAUUUGGGAACUGAUUUAUGAUUCAAAUAAAAAAGAUGUAUUCAUAGUGUAAAAAUCUUGUUAUUCGCUAAUUUAGUGAGCUUAGAUUUGCAUCUGUUUUAAAUGAAUAAUACUGUUACUAAAAACAUUUUUAAGAAAAUUUUAAUAUCUUCAAAUUAAUAGUGUAUUUUAGAUAUGUUUCUAAAAAAACUAUUUGAAACCUGCCAUGUACAUAAGCUCUUGUAAAAGUUUUAUACUGUAAAUUCAUAUAUUUCUCUCCCCUUUCUGCCUUAUUGUUCUUUUUUGUGUUUCUCCUGAGAAGCAUAGGAAAGGCAAUUUUAUAUCUGUCCCAACUCUUAUCUGUAGAUUAUGGGGAAAAAAUCAUUCAUCAGCACUUGAUAGAAUAUUUAUGAAUGAUUAUUGGAAAUUUAUAUAUAUUAUCUCUGUACAUGCAUAUAUAAAAAUAUGAUUGAAUUUUGUGCAAGGUGAAAAAUAUAUUCAAUCUGUGAUGUAUAAUAGCUGAUAUCUUGCAAUAUAAGAGUUCUCUUAUGGUAAUUGUUUGAUGUUUAUAAAUCUUUUCAAAUAACAUUUCUGUUAAAUACUUUGUGGAAGGAGGAGUAUUUCAAGUAGUGUUUUCCCACUUUAAUGUGCUUAUUACACGUCAUGUUGUGCUUCUAAUAAUACAUUAUCCAUGACUUAUAUUUUCUCUUUUGUAAUUUAAAAUCAAAUUACUAGUACAUUUUUAUAAAAUUGAUUUUACAUGUACUGUGCAUUUUUUUUAUUACAGAAGUAUGAACAAUCGUAUCUUUGUUUUGUUAUUUUUUUGUAAGAAACAAAAAUAUGUAAAGAAAGCAUUUCCUUUUAAAACUGCAAGUAGCCAUUAUCAAAAAUAAUGCUGAAAUCUACAGUAUUAAACAAAUAUAUUGAAUAUUGUUUAUCUCCAUUUGAAUUUGAUUACAGUUAUGAUACUAUUUAUGAAAUGAGAAUUUGUAUGAAUGCAGAAUCUGUGUUACUAUAAUACUGUGCUAAUCUUCUGGCUGAUACUGUAGAAUGUUAGCAAUACAAGUAACAAAAUAGCACAGCAAUUACAGCUGCUAUUUUUAAACAGAAAAACAGGUGUCCAAUAUUUAUAGCAUGUUCACUUCUAAAAGAAUUAGAAAAUGCAUAUUUCUUUGAAAAUCUUUGGAAAGUUAUUUUACCUAUUUUCUAGCUUCUUGACAUUUACCUAUUUAUUACCUUUCUCAUGAAGAUGUUAUGAUGUUAGUAUGGCAAUAAUCCUAUUAAACACUAGGAUUGUUUAAAUAAAAUAAAGUAUGUGUGCAUAAUACCCGCUAUUUUAUUUCAUAACAAACAUUUCUUAAAAAAAUAUAUUUUAAAAUGAAUCAUUUCGUGUUUGAUUACUCAUUUAAUUAAUAUUUUAUUAAAAUUAGGUAACAUUCAACCUUAAAUAGUUGGAUUGAAAAACUGUGACUUUUUAAAGAUCCUCCUAAAUUUCACAAAGUGCAUAGUUUUUGUAUAAAACAUACCAAUCAAAGGUAGAAUGGUACCUAUUCUUGCCCUUCCAUAUGGAUUUUUAUCUCCCUCCCUAUCUUUAAUGUUUAGACUUUCACUGAUAAUUUAAUUCCUGUUAUUUUUUAGGAAAUAUUUUAGCUUUUUGUUUAGUUUAUUAUAGUAAAUUAUGCAUUUGCAUCUAAUUUAACAUUUAUUCAUAAUUGUAUUUUUACUAGGACUAAAUGUAGUUAAAAUUUUAAAUGAUUCCUUUUAUAUCUUUAUUGGCAUAUUAAAUGUUUGGGUUUUUAAUGAGUUAAAGAUGAAAUUUGUGGAUUAUUAUAUUAUGGAACAUUUACUUAUCCUCUUGCACAAAGUUUGAGAGCACUGUUAUUUAAUUCUUUCUCUAAUGACUUACAUAUUCUAGUUAAAAUAGGUUUAACUUUGUCAAAAUAAGCAGUUUUGAAAAAAGUAAUCUGAGUGAGUAAUCUCAAAAAUGUAACAGAUAGUGUACAAGUAUAUAUAUUUUGGAAAUAUUUUAAAUUGUUUUGAUGAGUUAUGAGAUUAAUUACUUGACUUUUUUUCUUGUAAUAUUUUGAAGUAUUUAUUAUGUCAUGUUUAUAUUUGUCUAAAUAUGGUUCAGAUUUCAGAUAGUUUGUGUAUUACAGAGAAAUAAUAUAUAUAAAUAAAAAUUAAAGUUAAUGAAGAAAACAAUGCAUGUUGCUAGCCACCAUUUAAAUAAACUUUAGUGUAGAUAAAAAAAGGUCAGAAAGAAUAAAUUUUGCCCUUUUCCAUGAAAUGAUGCAUGAUAAAUAAUAUCUUACUAUUAAUAUAUAUAUUUUUUCAUUUUACAGUUUUUUCAGUUCACCAGAUUGCAUUUAAGUAAUGUGUUUGUUUUUGGAAGAAUUACAAAUAUUCUGAGCAAAUGACAUUUAGUUAUGUUUUUCAUUGCAUUCAUUUUGUCUUAAAGUAUUUCAUAAUCUUUUUAACUCUUUGAAUCUAGGAGUUCAAUUUUUAAACUUAUUUUCUGUACUUGACAAAAAUAUUAGCAUAUUUUAAGUGUAGCCAUUUUUCAAAUGAAUUUGAGUACAAUAGAUUCAUUAAAGUUCUAAUUGCAUUAUUAUAUACACCAUAUCUUUAUUUGAGAGCAUGAGAAUAAAUUGGAUAUGUCGUUAUAUAUUUCCUAUAAAUUAACACGUUUUAACAAGGUAUUCGAGCUUUCUAGAUAAGACCAAAGUAAUUGUGUUGCUGAUACUAUCAACCAUAUUUAUUUGAAAGACAAAUUGUUACAUUUACCAGUUCAACAUAUUUUUGCCAGGUGUAAAAGAGGUACAAAAUAUUUCAUAAAGAUUAUUUUAUUUUGACAGUACAAAAGUGAGAGACUUCUGUAUUUUUCCUCCAUCUAAGGCAUGCUUAAUUGCCAGUUUAUAAAAUUAAAUAUGAUGGGCCAUUUUAUAAUCAUGUUUUACAUUGUAGCUUGAUGAGACAUAUUUGCUGUAAUUGUUAUAUGUAAAAUAAUGAUUAGGAAUUAAAAUUUGUGUAGCCAUAAUUCGUUACAAAUGAAAAUUGUUAAGAGGCAUGUUAUGGGGGAAUAUAAUAGCUCUAUAAUCAGACUUUUGUUCCUUCACUUUACGAAGCUUUUUUUAAUUUAGUCAUGUUUUCUGAAUAUCGGUAUUUUUUCUUUCAUUAUUCAAGAGAAAAAAAGUAUUUAUAAAAAUUAAACAUUUUGUUUCUCUCUCUCUCUCUUUUUUUUUUUUUUUUUUUUCCCCUUUUUCAAUGUAUAGUUGUCAUUUGAAAUCUUAAGUACUCUAAAAUUUUUCUAGAGUGUUUCAAAAAAUUCUAGUGUUUCAAAACCAUAAGUUUUUGUAAAAAUUUCAUUUAUAAAUGUUUUAUUUGUUGUUGUAAAUUUCAUAUUCAGUUUAAAUGGUUUCAUUUUUUAAAUAUUCAUUUUCUUGCUUUAUAUAUUUUGUAUUAUUAGUUUGCUUAGACUUGAGAGAGUCAAUUCAACUAGAUUUUGUGCAAUUUGCUACGCAUUUAUUUUUUGUUUUAUAUGCGUUAUGUAUAGUUCAUUUAGUUACGCUGUAUUUGCUAUAGAUUUUAUUAUGCUAUAUGUAUUUGUGUGUCAAGCAAAACAAGCCAAAAGAAAAUUUUUCCCCCAACAUAUUUUUGUUUAAAAAUGAUUUUUCAUUUUUAUGAAAAUGAUUAAAAAUGAUUUUUCAUUUUUAUGAAAAUGAUUAAAAAUGAUUUUUCAUUUUUUCUUGGUCAGUAGCAGAACAAUCACAUAGUUCUAGUGAUUUAAUCUCUUUCUAGAUUACGUAGUAUCAAGAUGUGUAUUUUUAAAAAUUGUUCUUAAAUUUCUUCCAAAUAAUAUGGAAUAAUAUAUAUACUCAUUUUUUAUUGAGUCUACCAGUUUUAUUAAGCUUUAUAAAACUAAUUGUGCAUAUUAUAUUUAUGAAAGUGAAAGAAUCAUAUGCUCAAUCUUUUACGUUCCCCAGUUGUUUGAUUGGCACCAGUCAUUCCAGUUCAUGCGUGUAUUGUAUGGAUGCUGUUUCCUGUAGUAUUGUUACAUUUUGAUGUGAACAUAAAUUAUUUAUUGAAAUAAAUGUUCUCGUUACCCA